CGCGUCCCCCGGCCCGCGUGGCGGCGGCGGGGCCCGGGUUCCGAGUCCGCGCGUGGCGGAGGCUGGGCGGCUUCUCUCAGGGUCCCUGCUGCAUUCGACAAGCUGAAGUUAGAGCGCGGGCCAGGACUUCUUCCAAGGCUGCGGCCCCGCUCAGCUCGUUUGGGCCGGAAGUCAGUCCGAUUCCGCCCCGGCCCAGAGCCGUGCGGUACAAGCAGGGUACGGGCACCUAGCGGCUGCCCUGAAACCAUGCACGAAAAAGGAGGGACCGAAGGCCGUCCCAUGUGCACUGUCCGACGGUUUGCACCGGGCUCGUGGUUCAGAGCGCGGCUCGUGACUGCCUCCUCCUCGGCGUGAGCACCAGGUCUGGACGCAUCCAGCGCAACCAUGUUCUCUGAGCAGGCUGCCCAGAGGGCCCAUACUCUGCUCUCCCCGCCGUCAGCCAGCAAUGCCACCUUCGCCCGCGUGCCUGUGUCCACGUACACCAACUCCUCGCAGCCCUUCCGGCUGGGGGAGCGCAGCUUCAGCCGGCAGUAUGCCCACAUUUAUGCCACCCGCCUCAUCCAAAUGAGGCCCUUCCUGGUGAGCCGGGCCAAACAGCACUGGGGUGCUGGAGUCCAAAUAAAGAAGCUGUGUGAGCUACAGCCCGGGGAGAAGUGCUGUGUGGUGGGGACCCUGUUCAAGGCCAUGCCGCUCCAGCCAUCCAUCCUGCGGGAGAUCAGCGAAGAGCACAACCUACUCCCCCAGCCCCCACGGAGCAAAUACAUCCAUCCGGACGACGAGCUGGUCUUGGAAGAUGAACUGCAGCGCAUCAAACUGGAAGGCACCAUUGAUGUGUGCAAGCUGGUCACAGGGACGGUCCUGGCCGUGCUCGGCUCCGUGAGAGACACUGGGAAGUUUCUGGUGGAGGACCACUGCUUUGCAGAGCUUGCUCCUCAGGAGCCCGCACCCUGCCUUGACACAGACAGGUUUGUGCUGCUGGUGUCUGGCCUGGGCCUGGGUGGAGGUGGGGGCGAGAGCCUGCUGGGCACCCAGCUGCUGGUGGAUGUGGUGACCGGGCAGCUGGGGGACGAGGGGGAGCAGUGCAGUGCCGCGCACGUGUCCCGGGUCAUCCUGGCCGGGAACCUCCUCAGCCACAACACCCAGAGCAGAGACUCCAUCAACAAGGCCAAGUACUUAACCAAGAAAACCCAGGCAGCCAGCGUGGAGGCCGUCAAGAUGCUGGAUGAGAUCCUCCUGCAGCUGAGUGCCUCGGUACCCGUGGAUGUGAUGCCGGGAGAAUUUGACCCAACCAACUACACACUCCCCCAGCAGCCCCUGCACCCCUGCAUGUUCCCGCUGGCCACUGCCUACUCAACCCUCCAGCUGGUCACCAACCCCUACCAGGCCACCAUUGAUGGAGUCAGAUUCCUAGGGACAUCAGGACAGAAUGUGAGCGACAUUUUCCGGUACAGCAGCAUGGAGGACUACCUGGAGAUACUGGAGUGGACGCUGCGCAUCCGUCACAUCAGCCCCACAGCCCCCGACACGCUAGGUUGCUACCCCUUCUACAAGACAGACCCGUUCAUCUUUCCCGAGUGUCCUCAUGUCUACUUUUGUGGGAACACCCCCAGCUUUGGCUCUAAAAUCUUCCGAGGCCCAGAGGACCAGAGGGUGCUGCUGGUGGCUGUCCCUGACUUCAGCAGCACGCAGACCGCCUGUCUCGUGAAUCUGCGCAGCCUGGCCUGCCAGCCCAUCAGCUUCUCAGGCUUCGGAGCUGAGGAGGAGGACCUGGGGGGCCUGGGUCUGGACCCCUGACUCACAGAGACCCCGGCCACCCUUUCCCCACAGUGUUGGCACCACAGCAGGGGGUGCUUUGUAAUAAAAGCCUGACCUUGUGCUGGCGUUGAGCUCCUGCA
Molecule: messenger RNA, 1895 nt
Organism: Acinonyx jubatus (cheetah)
Lineage: Eukaryota; Metazoa; Chordata; Mammalia; Carnivora; Felidae
Gene: POLD2
Product: DNA polymerase delta 2, accessory subunit
Exons: 11
Coding region: 385-1794 (469 amino acids)
Biological process (GO): DNA strand elongation involved in DNA replication; DNA replication
Cellular component (GO): delta DNA polymerase complex
Molecular function (GO): DNA binding
Source: RefSeq, a predicted model, not a curated record